Molecule: messenger RNA, 1064 nt
Organism: Paramecium sonneborni
Lineage: Eukaryota; Ciliophora; Oligohymenophorea; Peniculida; Parameciidae
Source: the annotation of a GenBank genome assembly
AUGAAUUUUGAAGAUUAUUAAUAUCUCUUCAAAUUUGUAUUGAUUGGUGACACAGGUUAAAAUAUUAGAUAAUUUAUAGGAGUUGGAAAAUCCUGUUUUUUAUCUUAAUAUAUAAAAGGGAAAUUCAUACAAGAAUAUGAUCCAACAAUAGGACUAGAAUUUGAAAGCAAAUCUAUAGAAUUUAAUGAUGGAAUUGUAGUUCAAAAUUAAUUAUGGGAUACAGUAACUAUCACUAUUUUAAUUAGUCUGGAAGCUCUUAAUUCAUGGCUAUAUAGAAAACCUUUUGUUAAAAGUAUUUAUUAUUUUUAUAUAUAAAUUUGUAGUGCUGCUGGUGCUAUUAUUUUCUAUAAAAUUGAUAGCCAAAACUCAUUCAAAUCAUUAGAAAAUUGGAUCAGUAUUCUUAAAUAAGUCUCAUCUGAUUAAAUUCAAAUUAUUAUUGUUGCAACACAUAAAGAUCUAGAAAAUUAAAGGUUUUACUUAUUAUUGAAAUUUAGACAAGUUUAAACCCAACAAGGAAGAAAUCUUGCUGAUUCUUUAGAUGCUAAGUUUUAUGAAAUUUCUAAUCAUGAUAAAGAUUAAAUUGAUGGAAUUAUUAAUUCACUAUCUUAUAAUGUAUUACGAUUAAUCAAUACCAAUAAAAUUAAUCCACUAAACACAGUAUUCCUAUUAAUCAUAAAUAGCAAUAUGGAAUAAAAAUGAGUAGACAAUAAGAAUAAUAAUAUGCAUCUUAAUAAGAUAACGCUGAUGAUAAUUUCAUUUAACAAUAGUCUUCUCCAAACAGGAGAGGUUCAGANCUAGUUUUUACAUAUUUUCCGAAUCUUAAAUAAACUCCAACAAACCCUUGUUCUAUUUUCUUAUAUGGAUAUUCUACAAAGGGAUUGCAUGGACAAAAUGCAGAACAAUUUCCACAACAUUCACCACAUCUAUAUAUAUAAUUUUAAUAAGAUCCUCCUAAAUUUAAGUUUUUUUCAUUCUCAACUAAACUCUCCCUAGGAUAUCUCUAUUAUUCUUGGUUUUCAUUUAAAUAAGGAUUUAUUUUUUCUUUUUCUAAUGCAUCUGGAUGA